Drosophila yakuba is the source of this 1926-nucleotide messenger RNA. Its product is annotated as serine protease gd. The record is from RefSeq and is a predicted model, not a curated record. Gene Ontology annotation, molecular function: serine-type endopeptidase activity. The coding region runs from base 89 to 1687 and encodes 532 amino acids. Lineage: Eukaryota; Metazoa; Arthropoda; Insecta; Diptera; Drosophilidae. The transcript has 5 exons. Gene Ontology annotation, biological process: proteolysis.
GUCAAAGCUUCGAUCGAGAUCACGGCAUUGUUUACGUUUGUUUUGGAGUGAAAAAGCAUUUUCAUCCGGGCAUUCCCAGACAUUAACAAUGAGGCUGCACCUGGCGGCGAUCCUGAUCCUCUGCAUCGAGCACGUAUCCAAGGCGGUCGCCCAGGGAAUGCCGAUCAGUCCGUGCCCCAAGGUGUUUCAGUACCGCUUCGACGGCAGCGAAUGGUUCGGCCUGAUGGCCGUGCGCAGUCCGGAUGGCCACCAGCCGCUCCACAUCCGGGUGACGCUCUCGAUGCGGGGCAAGCCCACGACGAACUAUCUGGGCGAAAUCGAGCUACUUACACGCGGCAAGUUUACACACAAUGCCCCGGUUCUGUACAAGAUCCGCUUUCCCAAGCAUCACUUCCCGCCCAAAUUGCUCCUCUUGUCGGCCAACAAUCAUGUGAUCUGCUUUGGAUCCGGCGAGCACAGCAUCUUCAUGACCCAAAUCCAGUUGGAGCACAUCAGGAAGUUGUCCUUUAUACCGGAUAAGAAGAGCUCCCUAUUGCUGGAUCCCGACGAGGAGGAGGAGGAGGUGCGAAAAACGAUCGACAAGCCACCCAGUACGCCGCACAUCCAGUUCAAGAAAAAACCCUUUGCCCAGGCGCCCAAGGAGAUUUGCGGACGCAUCGACAGGGAACUGGACUUUCACUUGUCCCAAAGAACGGAACCACUUCAUGGCCAAAAAGGGGAUCCCAAGAGCUCCGAUGACAUCACAGCGCCAGUUUUUGUCGAUGACGACGAAGAUGAUGGCCUUGAGCAUCAGUUUGUGGACGAAUCGGAAGCGGAUGCCGAAGCGAUAGAAAGCGAUGGCGCUGAUAGCCUGCCAUCGAUCACCAGGGGAUCGUGGCCCUGGCUAGCGGCUAUCUAUGUGAACAACCUGACUUCCCUGGACUUUCAGUGCGGUGGAUCGCUGGUCUCGGGACGCGUGGUAAUCAGCUCGGCGCACUGCUUCAAGUUGUUCAACAAACGCUACACAUCCAACGAGGUGCUCGUCUUUCUGGGCCGUCACAAUUUGAAGAACUGGAACGAGGAGGGAUCUCUGGCGGCUCCCGUCGAUGGCAUUUACAUUCAUCCCGACUUCAACAGUCAGCUGAGCAGCUACGAUGCGGAUAUCGCAGUGAUUAUACUCAAGGACGAAGUUCGAUUUAACACCUUUAUUCGGCCCGCUUGCCUGUGGUCUGGUUCCAGCAAAACGGAGUAUAUUGUGGGCGAGCGGGGCAUCGUCAUCGGCUGGAGCUUUGACAGAUCGAACAGUACCCAAGAUCAGAAGCUGUUGUCGGGGCUACCGGGCAAGAAGUCCACCGAUGCCAGUGCACCCAAGGUAGUAAAGGCACCCAUUGUCGGCAAUGCCGAAUGCUUUCGGGCCAAUGCCCACUUUCGCAGCCUAUCCUCAAAUCGAACAUUUUGCGCCGGCAUCCAGGCGGAGGAACGAGAUACGCAUCAGAGUGGUGCCAGCAUUUACACCGGCAUAUCGGGGGCCGGGCUUUUCAUCCGCCGGAACAAUCGCUGGAUGCUGCGUGGCACAGUGUCAGCGGCUCUGCCCGCCGUAGAGUCAACGGAUCCGGAAUCUAGCCAUAAGCUUUGCUGUAAGAACCAGUACAUCAUAUAUGCCGACGUGGCCAAGUUUCUGGACUGGAUCACGGCCUUCGUAAUUUAAAUCACAUCCGAAAUGCGUAUGGGGAACGCAUUUGUAUGUAAGCGCUGUGAUAGCCCCUUGGGCAUGGCGAUGGGAAAAAGUUACUCGGAGUAAUUAGCGGAUAUCGGUUUACUUUCUAGUUUUCGCACAGUAACUUGUGAAUGAUUAUGGCAUUUCAGUUUUACUUUUAUUUAAGACAGUAAGGCAAUUCAUAUAAUAAAUUAUGGCACGGGAAAGCCAAAAGGAAGUUUCCUAUAGAA